Molecule: messenger RNA, 3397 nt
Organism: Erythranthe guttata (spotted monkey flower)
Lineage: Eukaryota; Viridiplantae; Streptophyta; Magnoliopsida; Lamiales; Phrymaceae
Product: Protein kinase superfamily protein
Biological process (GO): protein phosphorylation
Molecular function (GO): ATP binding; protein kinase activity
Source: RefSeq, a predicted model, not a curated record
GGUCCCAUCGCUACAAUUUAGUGGGACUACCUUACCAAAAUUCAAUUUUGUAAUAAUAAAUCAGAACAAUGAAAAUAAUGUGGAGAGAGAGAGAGAGAAGAGAGAGAAAGAGGAGAGAGAAAGAGAGAGAGUCUGAUUAGUGAUGUGAGCCAGUGAGAGAGACAGUAGGUUUUGUCAUUUCUCUCUCUCUACUCCCAUCUUUGUCCACCGAAUCGCCCCCCUGAGAAUCAGAAAAGCCCACCACUCUCUUUCUUUAGGGUUUCUACUUUCCCUUUUUUCAAAAAAAAUUGAAUGAAAAGAAAAGGUUCAAGCGAGCAGUAAGUGUGGAAUUCUCGUGAAUUUAAGUUGAAAAUUUUGAGUUAUUUACUGCUGUUUAGUAUACGAAGUGGUAGAUCUCUGAAUCGAUUCAGGUACAUUUUAAGUGACAUUGAAUUUGUAGUUAGUCUUUGUUGAGAAAUGAAUCACUACAUUAUUCUAAGUUUAAGUCUCUUCCAUCGGUGCUAAGUUGAAGCGACUCACCACACGUAAAUCAGUUCCUAAGUUAUGGGUUCAUUUCGCGGAAAUUGUGAAAUAAUCGAGGCAAAAGAUGAGCAGAGUACAGCUCAGCGACCUCAAACACUCCGUCAUUUAAGAGCAUACGAAAGAGAGCAGAAGCCUCCGAUUCUGAAAAAGGGACCAAACAAAACCUUGGAAGAUGACAUCAACAAGCUUUUCGAAGCUGUCAAUCUCAGAACAUGCAAAAGUCUGGAUCUGUCAGAUGCUCGACGAAAUGCCUCAAAGAAGCCGAUGAGGGGUAACGGUUCUUAUUCGCCAGGCAUUGGAUUUUCCGAGCCCGUCUCUCUAAAGCAGGCUCUUAGGGGCUUGUGCAUUUCUCAGGCCGCAGAGAUGGCUGCAGUGAAACGUUCGUCCAUGCCAGCAUCGCCUAGAGUCUCCGAAGCUGGGAAAAUCAGUAACAUGUACAGAUCUGUUGUAGUUGAAACUGGUGAAUAUGGUCCCUCCCAUGUCGAAAUUUGUUUGGUUCCAGAAGAAAGUACCUCGAAUUCUUCUCGUAGUUUUGGUGUUAAACCAGUUAUAAUAAAGAACACAGAUCAUAAUUCUAGUAAUGCUGCAUGUUCGACUAGUAAAAAGGCUCAGUAUCUUGAAGAAAAACCAGAAACAGAGUCUUUGAAGCAGAACGGAUGCAGUUCUGUAUCGGUAGUUGGUACUCAGUUGAUGAAAACAAGCCUAAAGGAAAAAGACCCCGUUUUGAUUUCAACCCCGCCUCAUAAUAAUGCUCGUGAUAAUAUUAAUAUUUCAAACAAGGUAUCAAGUGUGCCAAGUAUGGAUUCCACCGCCUCCUCUAAACUAGUAGAUAAAGCUGCACCGAAACCGAGACGAAAAUCAAGGUUACAGAAUGUAUCCUCUUCAUCCAGUGCAGUGAAAGGCACUAAAGAUGUGAGGCCAACAAAAAGCACGUCUCGUUUAGUCAAACCCAUUGCCAGAAACAAGAAUCUCACUAUAAAGAAAUCGAAGAAAGCACCGGUAUUGGCAACCGAUGGAAAUUCAAGAAAAUCGAACGAAAUAAAUAGUGUUGAGGCCCACAAUUCUGAGCAAUUGAUCUGCCAGAAGUGCCAGUGUUCCUUGAAGGAUACAAGUAAGGAUAUUCCAGAUUGCGAGGCAGAUAGAAAUACUUCUGCUGUAAAGACUAAUGUGCCCUCCAACAAGCCCUGUACUAAAGGUGAUAUCUCUCAAAGCUCAAAGAGCAGUAUCUGCGAUUUUAGCAGUAGCACGAAUAGCACACUCAGUGACGAGAGCAAUCUAAGUGGUUCCACUUGCAGCAAUAGACCGCACAUGUCGAAGGAUAUGAGAUGGGAAGUCAUUAAUCAUGUAAAGAAACAAUAUGGCUUCUUAGGGCUGAGUCACUUCAAUUUAUUGAAGAAACUUGGCUCUGGAGAUAUCGGUACGGUUUAUCUUGCUGAACUGAUAGGAACGAACUGCCCUUUUGCGAUUAAAGUGAUGGAUAAUGAGUUCUUGGCAAGAAGGAAGAAGAUGGUGAGGGCGCAAACUGAGAGAGAAAUUCUGAGGAUGCUGGACCAUCCAUUUCUGCCGACACUUUAUGCUCAGUUUACAUCUGAUAAUUUGUCGUGUUUGGUUAUGGAUUUUUGUCCUGGCGGAGAUCUGCAUGUUCUCCGGCAGAAGCAACCUGGCCGGAACUUUCCUGAACAGGCGGCGAGAUUUUACGUUGCCGAGGUUCUUCUUGCCCUCGAAUACUUGCACAUGCUUGGUAUUGUGUACCGCGAUCUUAAACCAGAAAACAUCCUAGUACGAGAAGAUGGCCACAUCAUGCUAACCGAUUUCGACCUGUCGCUCAGGUGUUCCUUCAGCCCAACUCUCGUCCAAUCAUUAGCAAUGGAACCUCCUAGAAUGUCCGGACCAUGUGCAGGGUCCAAUUGCAUAGACCCUUUCUGCAGCGGGCCCACAUGUAAAGUGUCGUGCUUCACCCCUAGAAUCCUACCCACCACAGCUAGGGCAAGAAAGCUAAAAGCCGAGGCCGACCACACCAGAUCGCUGCCCCAACUAAUAGCGGAGCCCACAGAGGCUCGAUCAAACUCAUUUGUAGGCACGCACGAGUAUUUAGCACCGGAGAUUAUAAAAGGAGAAGGCCAUGGAAGUGCGGUGGAUUGGUGGACAUUUGGAAUAUUCCUGUACGAGCUUCUUUAUGGGAAAACACCGUUUAAAGGGGCUGGAAAUGAGGAGACGUUGGCUAAUGUGGUGAUGCAGAGUCUGAGAUUUCCCGAGGGUCCGAUUGUGAGUUUUCAGGCGAGGGAUCUUAUCAGAUCCCUGUUGGUGAAGGAGCCGGAGAAUAGGCUGGGGACUGAAACGGGGUCCGCUGAGAUUAAACGGCACCCGUUUUUUCAGGGAUUGAAUUGGGCGUUGAUAAGGUGUGCCGUGCCACCUCAGAUUCCGGAGAGUUAUAACGGUGUUGUGUCGGAUUCAAGAACAGACAGUCAAGAUAAGGGGAAAAAGUUUCUGGAGUGUGGUGCUAGUGGAGAGCAGUUAGAGUUUGAGUUGUUCUAAAGGGAAAAAAAAAAACGUUUUUGUUUUUAAAGGUAAAGGUGCUAUUUCUUUUGCUCAUCUUCCAUCUUGUAAUAUAUAUAUAUAUAAGUUAUAUAUAUAGUAUGUGCUGUUUGAAGAAGUUGCUGCUGGUUAUGGCACUGGAAAUAUAUGUAUAUAUAUUUCCACGUGAUGGGGACAAAUUCGAUAUAAUGAAGCAAAGAUUUCUCGUUACUAAGAGGUGUGGGCGCCCUUUAUUAUGUUCAUUUUUAGUUGAAUUAGAUGUUUUGUUUUCUUAUAGGCUCAUUGAAGUGAAUGUUGAUAACAAGUUCUAAUGUAUUUAAUUUUUGGGUUUUAGCUCGUA